CAAGACAACCUAAAAGCAAUGCAUCUCGUAUCUGCCUAACACAAAAGAGCUACAAAACUGCACGCCUCAGAUCUCUUUGCCAAAAUAGCGAGAUUUUGGUGUACAGUACCCAGAAGUGAACAGUCUGACCCGGAAGCUGUGCCGUGUGGAGGCGCAUAGAGAACAUCAGAUUCAUUUCUGCUCUAUUAAAGCAUCUCCUGCAAAGAAAAACAAACUGCAAUCGUUAUUGAAGAAAGAUGGCGGAGCCUCGGUUUAAUAAUCCAUAUUUCUGGCCACCUCCUCCCUCCAUGCCUGGUCAACUGGAUAACCUGGUUCUUAUCGACAAGAUCAAAGAGCAACUGAUGGCAGAAAAAAUAAGGCCUCCGCAUUUGCCACCCACCACUGUCCCCUCACAGCAGACACUGCUGGUAUCCACAUCAUCUUCAGAUGGUGGGCAACAUGUGAUGUCGAUCCCCAAACUCCAGCAGGUGUCUGCUCUUCAGGCCCACAACUCCUCUCAACCUGAUAUCGCCCUGCACGCUCGCCCAGCAUCCAGCGCCAUUUCAGAGUUGAACAUCGACGACAAGUCGACAGUAAAGGCAAAGGGAUUAUGGGAAGACUGGCAUAUGCGGCAAGCAGUGGUGGAUCAAGUCACCCGCGUAAACCAUCGCUCAGGCCUCACGUUGUCGUCCCGUACUGAGAGCCACAACACUUCUGAAGCCAUAACCCCCACCACCCCGACAUCCAGCAGUCAAAACCGUUUGGGAGGAGCACCGUCCUUAAACACCAUUUCAGGCCUGGCCAGUGGUCCCGGCAUUGAGCACGUCAAAAGCGGAGGUCUGAUUGGGAUGCUUGGACCUCAGGUUAAAGCGCCACGAGGUCGCAAGAAGAUUAAAGCGGAGAACACAGGUCCCCUACUUGUGUUGCCCUACCCACUUCUGGCUUCAGGCCCUGACCAAGCAGUUACAAUCGCUAAAGAGGGAAAAACAUACAGGUGUAAAGUGUGUCCGCUCACUUUCUUCAACAAGUCAGAGAUGCAGAUUCAUUCCAAGUCCCACACGGAGGCCAAACCUCACAAGUGCCCUCACUGUUCCAAAUCCUUCGCCAACGCCUCGUACCUCGCACAGCACUUACGCAUUCACUUAGGCAUUAAGCCUUACCACUGCUCCUAUUGUGAGAACUCCUUCCGUCAGUUAUCACACCUUCAACAGCACACCAGGAUUCAUACCGGUGACAGACCUUAUAAAUGUGCCCAACCUGGAUGUGAAAAGGCAUUCACACAACUUUCAAACCUGCAGUCUCACCAGAGGCAACAUAACAAAGACAAGCCAUACAAAUGCCCAAACUGCUACCGGGCCUACACAGACUCCGCCUCCUUACAGAUCCAUCUGUCAGCACACGCUGUGAAAAACGCUAAAGCUUACUGCUGCAGCAUGUGCGGCCGCGCCUACACCUCAGAGACGUACCUUAUGAAGCACAUGUCUAAACACACGGUGGUAGAGCAUCUUGUCAGUCAUCAUUCCCCACAGAGAACAGAAUCUCCCAACAUCCCCAUCCGCAUCUCACUCAUCUGAGCUUCCCUGCACUUCCUCGCUCGUUUUUCUUCCGUAAAAUAAAGUAUUCCGUUCAACGCGCCGGUCUUCCGUCGAGAGGAAGAACUUCAAUGGAAGAUGUUAAGUCUUCUUUGUCCCUCUACCUAAGCCUAUUGGUCAUAGCAGCUGCUGUCUGGAUCGAAUUGUUUGGAAUUGAAUUUUACAAAAACAAACUUACCAAUUUGGAUCAUUUUGUUUUUUUAAGGUGUGUAAGGGAGACUUCCAAAGAUACUCUUGAAGCACUUUUUAAGCUUGUGGUUUGGGCUCAAAGCAGAAUUGGGAGCGUUUUUUGAAAUGGGAGCAACUUUCUCGCUUUGGGCAGCUAUAAGAGAUUUAGAAAGCAAGACAGGCGUUUGUCUCUUCUUCACCGUCACUAGGUCAUUCUGUUUAACUAGAUAUUGUGUUGUAUUUUAAUGUGGACGUGCUUCCACUGUAAGCGUCUUUUGUCCUAUUAUAAAGGAUAUUAGGUCACGAUUUAAUAAUAAUAAAAAGUAUGCUGUAAUAUGAGAUCGGAUAAAUGUGACCCUGUCUGUGAUAUUCAGAUUUAAGUCUUAUGAUCUAAUUAUAAGCAUCAAAGUUUAAAUUCAAUCUUUGAUAUGACCUUUGUCAAUAUUAAAGAAGUCAGGGUUAUAUAAUCACAUUAUGUAAAAUGAUUUAAUCUCAAAAAAUAAGUUUACGUGGGUUUUCACAUGCAGGGUCACAAAUAGUAGUGGUAAGGUCGAUUUUAAGGCCGAAUCUGAGGCUAGGAUUUUCGGAGUGUAAUCAUUGCCCCUUUAUUUUUAUAUUGGUAGAAGAAUGUUUCGCUUGGAUAAAAGAGUGUCAAAGUGAGGGCACUCUCUAAAAUAAUCAUAUUUUUUAGCAUCAAAGAUGUUGUUUGUUUCAUUUUUAUGUGUUGAGGUUUUUUUGUGCAAUGCCAUGGGACUCUUUUGGAUUGCUUGUCCUUAUCCAAUCAUAGCAUUUUGAAGGAAAAGUGUCCUUUUUUUAAAUUGAAUGGCAUAACUGCAUCAUGAACGGCAUCGCCAUUAAAUGGGGGUUUGUCAUGAUGUAACAGUGGAAGUGUGACAUUAAAUGAACCACACAAGUAACGUGACCUCUUAACAUUAAGUGCAGAUUACCUCUAUUCCUUCACUAACCUGAGAAAUGCAGAAGCACCUUGAGACACGAUCAUACAUUUUUUACAUUAUGGCCCAAUCUAGUACAUCAUAAUCUAGUAAUAGCAUCUCAUCUGUGACAGAAAUGUCUUUAUUUGUUUAAUCUGAAAUCAUUGAAUUAAACAUCAAUAAUGGUGUAUUUAAAGAAUAAAGUUUCUUGGAAAUUCACAAUCAAAAUAUUGAAUGUAGUUGAGUUCAGAGCAUUUUCUUUUUGAUCAGCUAAUCCAAAACUAAUGUUUAACAGAUGUUGAUGUCUUAGUUGCUCUGACAUGCAAAAACAGCAGCACAUGUAUUGAUGAUUACUUUUAUAAAAAAGUAGUAGUAAAGUAGUUCAAAAUGUUUUUACUGAAUUAAAGCACCAUUCCAUUAAAUAUUCUUGCCAAAUUUGAUCAUACGCUGGAAAAAAUAUUUUUUGCAUUUACAUUUUAAUCAGCUUGAAUUUACAAUUUAUUUAAACUUUAUUGACUAGUAAGGAGUUUCAAUAAAUUAUAAA
Messenger RNA from Misgurnus anguillicaudatus (oriental weatherfish), 3215 nucleotides. It is a transcript of the gene znf362b, whose product is annotated as zinc finger protein 362b. NCBI's taxonomy places the organism in Eukaryota, Metazoa, Chordata, Actinopteri, Cypriniformes, Cobitidae. Gene Ontology annotation, molecular function: RNA polymerase II cis-regulatory region sequence-specific DNA binding; DNA-binding transcription activator activity, RNA polymerase II-specific. Gene Ontology annotation, biological process: regulation of transcription by RNA polymerase II. The record is from RefSeq and is a predicted model, not a curated record. Gene Ontology annotation, cellular component: nucleus.